AUGCAAGAUUCUGCUGUUGAAUAUGUUCACGCAGCGGACCUGCGGCGGUCCGGCAGGCUUCGCUCCCUGCCCCGCCUCAGGAAGCUGCCGCGUGCGCCGCCUUCUCCCCCUGCAACCAGGAGGAUCCCUGCGUCUGCAGAUGACCGCAUCGUGCAAGGGUCGCUGGCGGCGGAGGGCCAAUUCCCGUACCAGGCGGGCCUCAUGAUCGACACCUCCGGCUUCUGCGGCGGCUCCCUCAUCUCCACCACCGCCGUCCUCACGGCUGCGCACUGCGUCGAAGUCGGUUCGUUCUUCACGGUGCUACUCGGGGGCUUGGAGCGGCUGCCCACGUCUGGAGACAACACCCAGUCGUUUUACACCUACGACGCCGUCAUGAACGACGCCUACUACACUACAGACGACGGCGCCGCCUUCAACGACGUCGGCCUCAUCUUGUGGUCCGAUCCCAUCACAAUCACCGACUACGUGAAGCCUAUCAAGCUGCCGUCGAGGCCGCAGAUCAGCGAGACGUUCGCCGGCUACGACGCCACCGUCACCGGGUGGGGGCUCACCAGCAACGAUGACUGGCUGCUUCCCGGGUACCUUUCGUUCGCUGAUGUGAAGAUCUGGGACAAUGCAGACUGUCAGGAACAGUACGGCGAACUUGUCGAUCCUAACGCCGUCUGUGCAAUGGGCACCAAUGGUCAGCAUAUAUGCACUGGCGAUAGCGGAGGCCCAUUGGUGGUGACAGACUUGGACGGCGAGCCACUGGUCGUGGGAAUCACUUCGUGGGGUCUGCUCGACUGCGAGUCCACCUGGCCGGACGUUUUCAUGCGCGUCAGCGCCUACCUCGACUGGAUUAGCGAGAACGCCGGCGUCACCAUCUCCUGA
Molecule: messenger RNA, 870 nt
Organism: Schistocerca serialis cubense
Lineage: Eukaryota; Metazoa; Arthropoda; Insecta; Orthoptera; Acrididae
Product: brachyurin-like
Exons: 7
Coding region: 1-870 (289 amino acids)
Biological process (GO): proteolysis
Molecular function (GO): serine-type endopeptidase activity
Source: RefSeq, a predicted model, not a curated record